AUGAAACUACAAGCCGUCCUACUAGGCGAAUACAAUGCGUCGCCUCUCUGUCUAUACCAGCAACAGGACCAUCAUCCUCACCACCACCACCACCGUGAAUUAUCCUAUUUUUGCAUUGAGGAACUCGACGCGCUCUUAUUAGACGAUCACAGCAGCAACAGCAACAACAACAGCAGCCAUGACGGCACAUCCAUGACUGCCAGUAACAACACCACUUACGAACACAACAGCAACAAUGAGGAUGGCAUCUUGUCACAACUCCAACAUCCUGUGCAACCAUCGCAUUUCCUUGUAUCAGCAUGCGGCAGACGCUCUUUCAUCCACAACGACAGCGUCGUUCAUAUUGCCCGCUAUCGGAAUCUGCUUGCCUUGGCGGAACUGUGCCAGCUCAAAUGGGCCGAGAUCAUGGCCGGCGUGGUCGCUGCUCCCUUGCUGACGAGUCUGGGGGUUGUGGCUGCUGUGCCUGCGCGUUUGAUCCAUCAUCCCAUUGCCGUUCACCACGUGACCGACUUCCACACCUGGUUCGCCGCAAAGAAACAACAACAACAACAACAACAACAGCGCAAGCAAUCGUCCUUCUCGCCAUCGUCAUCCUCUACCUGUUUUGCCAACGACAACAACAACUCGAAUAGUCGAGACUUGCAUCGAGAGGAAGAACGGCUCUCUUCAUUUAUGCAAAAACUGUCGCAUCAUCCAUUAUGGCAAGGCGUGGCGGCACACAACGGUAAACAACGAACAGAAAAUGACAUGUGGACUCGUUUCGCCUCUUGGUUUGGUGAUUACCACAAACAAUUGCCACCCUCACUGCUGGCUACAUUUAAAACACGAAGACAGCAGCAGGCGAUCAUUGCAUCGAGACAACGACGACUCGCUAUGGACCCAGCCAGUACUUGUUCUCCCACGUCAACUAGCACGAGCACACCGACCAAAAUCAUCAAGAAACGACGUUCGAACAAUAACACAGCUUUACGACAGGACAUUGUCACGGAGUCAUCUGCUGCCUCAACCAUCAGCACCAGCAGCAGCUCUUCUACCACCAGUAGCAAUAGCAGUAGCAAUAGCAACAGUAGCACAACAACAGCAGGAACCGCAUGCUCGUCGCGCGGUAACUCGCCACAGCAACAGCCUGUUCGUCUAGGUUCACCCUUACGACAUGAAAUACGUUCCAUCAAACGAUGGACCUCACCGCCCCUUCAUGAUCAACAACUACAACAACAACAACCUCAACCGCCACAACAGCACCACCAGCAGCAAAGAACGAUACGGAGUUGUCGAUCCGUCACUGAACUGCAUCGACCUGUUCCCUUCAAGGCACAUCAAUCCAAUUUGAAACUUCCGCCACCAUGGCCAUCAUCAACAUCAGCAUCAUCAGCAUCAGUAGCAGCAGCAGCAGCAGAAGCAGCUCCACAAAAGACUGCACUAGAUAUCCAAAAUCGCAGCCACCCUCAUUUUCAUUUUCAUUCUCAUUCUCAAUAUCAGCAACCCCAACAACAGCAACAGCCCCGCAAGUGGUCCUCGUUACAAGAGUUACGGCAUCGUGGAAGCCUGGAUAGCACCAGCAGCAGUGGAAGCAACAGUAGCAGCAGUGGGGAGAGUAACUUGGAUUUAUUAGCGACGCAGGCGACGCAGCGGCAACCGAUACUUUCCUCUUCUCCUACUUCUUCCCCACAAGCCAUCAAAUUGCCCUCACCAAGUGAAAUGCUUGCACGUCGUCACCCACCUCCUUCUGGAAUCGUAUAA
Zychaea mexicana is the source of this 1740-nucleotide messenger RNA. RefSeq lists its product as uncharacterized. Bases 1 to 1740 code for a protein of 579 amino acids. The transcript is spliced from 2 exons. Lineage: Eukaryota; Fungi; Mucoromycota; Mucoromycetes; Mucorales; Lichtheimiaceae. The record is from RefSeq and is a predicted model, not a curated record.